GACAACAGACUUAACGCCUCACGCACACCGACCGGGAGGAUGUAGUUUACAUUUCUCCACACACGGUGGUGGACGGCGGACAACUUCAAGCUGCUAGACAUACACACACACUCACACACACCUGUGUGUCAGGCUUCUCUCAGGUGGAGCCGCUGACACACUCGCCCCGCGGCUGUAAGAUGUUAACUGACAUGAUUUUGGAGGAAGAGUUUGACAAGAAUGGAGAGGCUUGGUACGACCCGCAGGACCUUGAACACGAUCUCCAUUUGGCAGCAGAGCUUGGGAAAACCCUCCUCGACAGGAACCAUGAGCUGGAGCAGGCCCUGCAGCAGAUGUACUCCACCAACCAGGAACAGCUGCAAGAGAUAGAGUACCUGACCAAGCAGGUGGACCUGUUGCGUCAGAUGAACGACCAGCAAGCCAAAGUGUAUGAGCAGCUAGAUGUGGCCGCCAGGGAUCUGGAGCAAGGCAACCAGAGACUAGUUCAGGACAGCCGCCUGGCCCAGCAGAAGAUCCACAGUCUAACAGAGACCAUUGAAGGGCUUCAGACUUACAUGGAGGACCUGCAGACUCAAGUGGAGGAGCUAAAGACUGCCCAGGCAGAGCGAAACAAAAGAGAGCUGGCAGAACAACGCCGCAACCUCGGAGCACAGAGUGUGUCCUGUAUCAAAGAGCUGUAUGACUUACACCAUGACAGGAAUCUAGCCCACAACGGUCUGCGUGUGGAUGGACUCUGGUCACCGCAGUGCUCUUUCUAUGACCGAGACAGACGCCAAGACCCGGAGGAGGAGAACGUGGCUCUCCAGCGCUCCGUCCGGACCCUUGAGAGCCAGAUAGCUGUGGAGCGGAGCCGCAGGGAGGCUGCAGAGCGUGAGAUUGAGUUGACAUCCAGGGAGAACAUAGACCUGGAGCAGCAGCUGGCCGUGCUGGCUGGCUGCCGAGUCAGGCAGAGGGAGCUGGAGGACGAAGUGGAGCAGCUGCGGCUUCUGUGGCGUGCUGACUGCGCCAACAGUGUCAGAGGACUGGAUCAGCUGCAGUUGCCUGAAACAGUAUUAUUUGCCUCAGAAGAAAGACCGGGGCAGGAUGAGAUGGAGGAGAAGGUAGGAAAGGAUGAGGAGCAGAGAAGAUACAUCUGGCAGAGGUGUAACAGUGACAGCAUUUUGAGAGCGACGGACCCAGAUGAGAUUCGGCGUGGUCACGAGCAGUUGUGCAUAAGGCGAACGGAAGCGGUGAAACAGAGGGGCAUCUCUCUGCUCAACGAGGUGGACGCACAGUACAGCGCACUGCAGGUGAAAUAUGAUGAGCUGCUGCGGCGGUGCCAGCAGGCAGACGGGCCCAGCCAUAAAGACGUCCAGACAUCCAACAGUCCCUUUGGGUGCAGCCGGAACCGCCGCCGGUCCUCAGCCGCUCUGUCUAAUCUGACAGUGGGUCUUGAAGACAGCCAGCAGCCCGAAUACAAGGCUCUCUUCAAGGAGAUCUUCACCUGCAUCCAAAAGACCAAAGAGGACCUCAGCAACAACAGAAGUCCAGUCAAGGACAGUGAUGCCCAGGGCUCUGCCAGAUGACUGUAUUAUUCAUAAUCCUGGGAUUUGCACUUGUUUGUGUCCAUCAAAGUUUUUGACACAGGAGAAACUUGGAGGUUGCUUUGCUACAAAAAUAUCUAGAGGUUGCAAUUGCAAUAUCUUUAACAUGCUGCAAUCCUUUUAUUUUAUUUUAUAUUAUAAUUAUAUCAUUUUAACACACCUAUUUAACACACCUAUGCUUUUUUUAGUCAGAACUGUUACUAUUACAACCUUAUCAAAAAUGUGUUAUAAUACAUGUUACAUAAAGCAGCUGUGUGAUUUGAAGUAAGAAUGCAUUCCAAAGUUGAACAACAAAUUUGUAAAAAAUAAAUAAACAACAAAAAAACAGAAAACUAUAGAUGAUAAAGAAUUAUUGUACAGGGAGAUAUGUAUAGUUAGAAUAAUAUAUACUAUCAGAUCCUCAGCUAAUAAAAAGUGAAAAAUUGUACGAAGUACAAUUCCACUGAAAUGUAAUCCCCAGUACAUUUCAUUAUGUCCACCUCCAACAGUAAUCAGUGUUUGUGUAAUGUUAAUUCUUUGACCACUUAAUCAAUUGGUGCUUGGUAGGGAAAUGCACACAUGGAAUAUUGUUUGUGUGUUUAUAUAAGUUGUUAUAGCUUUUAUGCAUGACUUAUGCAAACCGGAUUGUUGUAAUGUUGUAAUAGGAUGAAAAACUGUAGCUAUGCAAUAACUAAAGUCUCAGGAGUUUACGAUAAUUAGCUUAACAGCUCAUGUGAGUUGGUUUUGUAGGUUGGCAAUUCACCAAUUGAGGGUCGUUGGUGUGUCACCAGAGAAAUAUCAGUGGACACUGGAAAACUUGUUACUCGUCUGUGCUUUCUGUUUUCAUGUCUGCACAGCUUCUGACAACUGUCUCUAUGCCAGUAGGACACACAACAGCUCUGCACUUUUUAUGACUGAAUCGCAUUUUACUUUUUAUUUAUUUAAAAAAAAAAAAAAGGUUUAGUGAAGAUUAAAUUAUAUUUAUUUUCUUUGUUGUUAAAUUUGCUGAGCAGAUUGGUCAGAUGAGAUUGACUGGAAGUGAAAGUAAUUUUACACUGAGGUGCUUAUUUUGUGGAUGUAAAUACUUUGUCUGACACAGGUGAUUGAAAAAAAAUGUAAAUGUUCCUUCAUUUAUAAACAAUAUACUUCUUUGCUUAAAAUUGUCAGAAUAUUUCUUCUGACUUGGACAUUUCAUGCUAUUAAUAUAGAACUGAAUUGUGUUGAUCAGGUUACCAUAAACAAUGGAAAGACUUCAAUAAAAAGUUACAUUUUUAGGUUUGAGUUAUGAGGUUGUCAAUUUACUUUCACUUUCCAUGUGAUGUGAUGCUCAUGUGAAAGAAGAUGCUUAAUGGACAAUGCUGAUGUACUUAAAUACAAUAUAAAUUAGUAUGGCAUUUAGCAAUAUGCUGUUUUGAAGCUGUGAAACUCUUCCAAGUAUUAAAAACAUUGAUGCAA
This is a messenger RNA of Perca fluviatilis (European perch), 3017 nucleotides long. It is a transcript of the gene cdr2a, whose product is annotated as cerebellar degeneration-related protein 2a. The record is from RefSeq and is a predicted model, not a curated record. The coding region runs from base 180 to 1565 and encodes 461 amino acids. Lineage: Eukaryota; Metazoa; Chordata; Actinopteri; Perciformes; Percidae. The transcript is spliced from 7 exons.